CUCAUUUUGGUUGUAUUUUUCAUCCUAUAUUUCCAGAUCAAUAUGCCAUGUGCUGUGACAUGGAGAUUUAGACUUAACAAACGAACCGGCGUGUUACUUCUGAAACUCUCAAUCAAAUUCUUGAAAGUGAUUUUCGCUUCACCAUGGUGCAGACGCCAAAUAUUGCUGUUAACAUACCUCUUUACAUUCACUGACAAAGUAACAUAUUCGCCAAGUUCCUCGUGGUCAAAUUAUUCACUUAGAGUCCCAAUGGUCACAGAUUUCCAAUUCCCAAUUGUGUAUGCUUAGCAUUACUCUUACCAUACCUCUUUGCAUUCACUGACAAAAUGACAUCUUCGCCGAGUCUCUCGUGGUCAAAUUGGCACACAAUGCCCCAAUGGUCACAGCGUCUGCCUAUCACAAUUUGUGUGGUAAUUCAUUGCCACGGACAUUUUCCACUUUCCAACUGCACUCACGGCGUUCAAGUAUAUUUCUCACGCCUUUGAAUCAGGGUAUUAACAAUUAGGUAAAAAAAUUAUUUCUAACGCCAUUGGUAUUACCAAUGAUUACUCAGUUUUCACUUCAUUGUCAACCUGCGCGUAUUUAAGCUUAGCAGCGAGCGCGCCUGAACAGAACAGAACAGAACAGAAGGCAUGGGCACGGUACUGGCAGCACUCUGUCUCUCAAUCUUCCUUUUAGCUGUACCCGGUAAAGGUGAGUACAAGUAUGUUAUCUUACUGCACAUCUACCCUUAUGACAGUGUUAAUGAACGCAUACACCCCACCCGUAGAUAUUGUAAAGAUAACUGACAGACGCACAGUAGAGUGACGACUGAAUACUGUUUCUACAUGGUUUGCAAAAAUCACAAUACUGCACACAUCACUACUAUGUGUCUUUUUGUGCGGAUUAACCAGCGUCACAAUUCAAGCGAACGCCGGCAAAAUUUGACGAUCGGCUGGAGCUCGACAAAUUUUAAAAUCGCCCGAGCGUCGGUCGUAUUUUUCGCUGGUCACACUGAAAAUAAUACAAUUUUGAGAUAGAUCAAUCCAAACGUUUUCACAACAGCCACAACGUGAACAGACCAUUCUGCGUCAAUACAAUACUUUUUACCGAAGAAAAUCAGGCGAAUCUUGGGCAAAGUCCAAGUAAGGCUUAGGUCACAUUUCCAAACCGGGGCCCGGCCGGGCAGCUUUCGGAAGCACAAAGAAUGAUAUUAAAGACAUCAAAUACACAAAAUGACAAAAUAAGAUUCAUGGGAAUGAUCUAUGUAUAUUCGAGAUUUUGAUAGUUAAUGGAUGGCUUGUAGUGACUGUGUACGUAUCUAACAUUUGCCAAUGCAGAUUUUAAGUGACUCAGAUAUUCCUAUUUUCCUUGCAGGGUGCGAAAUAUCGGGUUACAGAAACUUCAAAGGAGUCUGCUACAAGGACUUCUCUGACGAGAGGGUGAGUUAUGCCGGGGCCAGACGGAGAUGUGCCGAGGACGGGGCGUUGGUAGCCAUGCCGAAGGACAUACAAAUCAACUAUUUUAUCUCCACUUUCUAUCCCAACACCGAGCGCAUCUGGCUUGGCUUAACUGACGCCGGCAGAGAAGGGCGAUGGGUUUUUGAGGACGGCACACGUUUGUCGUCAACAGGCUAUUCCAACUGGGAUUAUGGUGAGCCCAACAAUCAAGAACAUGAGUUCGGCCCAGAAGACUGCGCCGAGAUGAAAGAGUACAGCUAUGAAUGGAAUGAUGUUGGGUGCUACCAGCCGUUGGGGUUCAUCUGUCAAUUAGACACAGUAGCAACGACCAGCGCCCCUACGACCAGCGCUCCUGGAUGUGGAGGUCUCCUGACGGCUCCCCCUGGAGGUACUGUGACAUCACCGAACUACCCCAGUAACUACGGCAACCGUGCGACUUGUGAGUGGACGAUCACCGUGGCAGAAGGAAGCGUGGUUCUUCUCACGUUCGACAGCUUCAGGCUUGAGAGCGGUUAUGACUAUUUGAAGAUAUACGAUGGAGGCAGUGGCAGUGCUCCACGACUGCGCAGGUUAACAGGUUACGGGACACCAGACCCCAUCACCAGUACAUCUAACCAGAUGGUCGUGAGGUUCAGAUCUGACUAUAGUAACACGGCCCAGGGGUUCCAGUUCUCCUACACAGCGACAGGUCCAACUAUUGAGGUACCAACGACGCCGAGACAUGUAACAUUUCUAACUAACACAGAUGUACGUUCCUUGCACAUUCCUCCUUCUGCCCGGCCGACACAACAGCCAACUUAUCCUGAAACUCUUCCUCAAACCACUGUUUCUCAGUAUGUAAUGCGUACACAAACCACAGUUCCUCAGCCAACACAACAGCCCGCUCAUCCUGAAACCACUGUUUCUCAGCACGCUGUACGUUCACAGACUACAUCCAUGCACAUGCAUCCUUCUGCCCAGCCAACACCACUGCCAACUUAUCCUGAAACCACUGUUUCUCAGAGCACGGCGUACCAAACAACAAGGCCAGCAGAAAGGGAGAGUACUGGAUCUAUUGUUACCUGGUACAAGGAUCUACCCGUUGACAACAUUGCAGUGGUCUGCCUAGGCUGUGCUGUGGGUAUCAUCGCCUUGGUGAUGCUUGGCUACUGCGGUCACAGACACAAACGCCAAAACCGACAAGUGGCCCAAGCUCCACAGGAUGGAGAUGAAGAAGAACCAGUUCAACCACAAAGCAAAUGUGACAAAACAAGUGAAAUAUUUUGAACAGCCAGCAACUAGUACAUUACAUAGAGAGCCAUCACUAUUAGAUGAUGUCCGCAUUUAGUUUCAUGACUGAGGUGGUUGCUCUUUUACACUGCCUAUCAAUGAUAGUUAUAGGAGGCUGCUAUAAGGCAGUAAGGUGUUUGUGUCAACGUUUGCAGUGUUUAAAUGUAUUGGUAAUCAAAUACAUCUGAUAUUACAGUUAAAUGUAAACAUAGAGACAAUUUUUAAGAACUAUAUUUCAUAUUCGUUUGUAUCUGUGAUUACAGUCAUGUUUGGUCUUAAAGGUUGUAUUUUUUGUUUUUGGUGUGUCUGUCUGUGUGUCCGGAUCGAUACACGUGGUCAUUAUAACUCAAUACUAUUUGGUAUGUGGGUAGGGGUUGGAAAGAUGAAGGUCAUGGUUAAUUUUGGGCCCCUUGGUAUGUGACCUUGGUACUGCAUCAGAACUUCGAUUUUUUGUAUCUUUUGACCUGGUGUAUGUUUGGGCUGCUCUGGAACUGCAGGGGCAAUUUUAUCAAAACCUUCCAAAGAGUAUAACGGAGCAUAGGAACGAUUGAUUUCCAUGAUAUUUAGCAUGCAGGCAUAUUUGACAGAGAUGUACAAAAUGAAGUGCAAAUUAUGUAAAUUUGAACUUAAUUUGCACACUUAUGAGGAAAAUUUAAAAUUGCAUUGUUUUCCAUUGUAGGACUCAAAUACAUGCAACAUCUGUAGUUUGUAGCAGGUGGCAGUUUAGCAGGUACCAAUUAUGCAAAUAAUUCCCUAAUUUGAGUAAUUGAUAUGAGUAAAAGAGUCCUAAUUCAUGGAAAUACAUGUAGUAAAUGAUUGGAUUGUCAACAUUGUGACCUGUGUAACUUAGUUAAAGGUGUACAUAACCAAGCAUCAAAUGUGAAAGUCAUUUGCAUAAGCAGAAUAUUUCAUGGAGGUAUGAGCCGAACUCUUAUUUUUUCUUGAGGUCCCAUCCGCCACGUUUUCUGAAAACGUGGGGAAGGAAUGGCAAGAGCAGGGAGAGAAAGCAGAGAAAGUUUCGACAUGCACGGAGAGUUCUUUCUACGGAGUUUCUGCGUGCUCCCAAAUCCGUUGGAUUCCCUACCAUUUCGUACGCAGGCGGUACUUACCACUUACGGCUUCAUAA
Molecule: messenger RNA, 3834 nt
Organism: Branchiostoma floridae (Florida lancelet)
Lineage: Eukaryota; Metazoa; Chordata; Leptocardii; Amphioxiformes; Branchiostomatidae
Product: cubilin-like
Exons: 5
Coding region: 1314-2705 (463 amino acids)
Source: RefSeq, a predicted model, not a curated record